Molecule: messenger RNA, 1107 nt
Organism: Chaetomium strumarium
Lineage: Eukaryota; Fungi; Ascomycota; Sordariomycetes; Sordariales; Chaetomiaceae
Product: chromatin associated protein KTI12
Exons: 2
Coding region: 1-1107 (368 amino acids)
Biological process (GO): tRNA wobble uridine modification
Source: RefSeq, a predicted model, not a curated record
AUGCCCCUCAUCAUCAUAACCGGCCUGCCAACCUCAGGCAAAACAAGCCGCGCCAAACAACUGCACACCUACCUGUCCAAGCGCAUCUCCACCGUCCCCGACACCUCCUCUCCGGGCGCACCCGCCGUUUCUGCGCCACCACCCAAAUACCGCCUGCACUUCAUCUCCGACACGACCCAGUCGAUCUCGCGCGCGGUCUACGACCUGUCGCCGUCGCAGCUUCCCGCGCACGUGCGGUCGGCCAAUGCCUCCGAGAAGGACGCGCGCGCGGCGGUGUAUGCGGCCGUCAAGCGCGUGCUCUCGCCGCGCGACAUCGUCGUGCUCGAUGGGCUCAACUACAUCAAGGGCUGGCGGUACCAGCUGUUCUGCGAGGCCAAGAACGUCAGCACGCCGAGCUGCGUGCUGCAGGUUGGCUGUGCCGUGGACAGGGCGAGAGCGGUGAAUGAGGCGCGGUUGGAGAGGCGGCAGAGGAGGAGAGAAGGGCAGGGAGGGCAGCAGAAUGGAAAUGAGGACGCGGCGGAGAAAAGGAGAAGCGAGGGGGCCGGACAAGAGCAGAAUGAAGAGGAUGAAGAACCCUACGAGCCGUCCAACUGGGAGAAUCUGGUGUUUCGCUACGAGGAGCCCAAUCCCAUGACGAGGUGGGACUCGCCGCUGUUCACGCUGGUCUGGGAGGACGAUGAGGCGCAGACGCGGCAGGUGUUCGACAAGAUAUGGGAUGCCAUUGCCGGCGAGGGGAGGAAGGUGGUGAAGCCGAACCAGUCGACAGUGCAGCGGGACAAAGACCCCGGUGGAGACUAUCUCUAUGUGCUGGAGCGGGAGACGCAGGAUAUUGUUAAGAAAAUCCUGGAGAGGCAGCCGGAUGAGGGCGGCGGGGUCAUCGCCCUGCCAAGGGUUAAUAACGCCGGUGCGGGCGAGGCCGGGGAGGAGUUGGUGGUCGAAUUGCCUGGGAAGAAGGUUGGGUUGCCGCAGCUUCAGAGGUACCGGAGGGCGUUUGUGGCACUUAAUCGAGGAGGCAUCGGCCUGGAGGCGGUCGGGAAGCUAGCGGGGGGUCGGCUGCGCGAGAGCUUCGUGGGGUAUCUGAACGACGCUUUCGAGAAGGACGGCUGA